AUGUUCGGCUCCACGAGAUGCGCCAUAAAUCGCGGUGGCUUCUGUUCCAUCCCUUUCGCUAAUCUCCUCGUUUCCCUCAUUGCGAUAUCGGGUUUUAGUCUUGCCGACCAGAUUGUCUCGGCGCAGGACAACGAUAACCUCCUCAGCAGAUCCGGUCUUGUUCUUGGAACCACAGAUGAGGUGCGGCCUAUCUCCGUGCCUAUUACUCAAUGGCUCGGGAGCUCGGGGGAGAAUUCGCUCAAGGAUACAGUAAGGACCGCGACCCUCGCUGGAAAUCUCAACCUCUACGAUUCGAGCUCCAACACAGAGCUGACUGUUGCCGACUUUGCAUAUAUCGACUGUGACAAGGAGAACGCUACCCAAGCUUAUCAAAACCUUGUGUCAAACCGAGGCGUGCAGGGUGGAAGCAUACCAUAUGCAGCAAUAUUCUUCACUACGAAACACGAUUACUGCAAGUGGCAGGGUACCGAGAACUUCACAUCUCCCUAUAUAUUAACCACCCUGGAACGUCGAAGAGCAGCUGCUUUCCAGAACCUGCUAUUGACGACCAAGACGCCUGUGACCGUCAGUGUCUCCUACAACGAAUCCGACGACGGAGCGAUGCCGGACUCUGGAACCAAUGAGCAUAGGAACGAUCCCCAGAAUCCCCUCGGGCCAGCACCUUCCACGGGUGUUGCUUUGAUAAUCCUAUACAGCAUCACUGGUGUCAUCACAGCCCUUUUCCUUUUGAUAAUUGUUACCGGAGCCAUUCGAGCCCAUCGUCACCCGGAUAGAUAUGGACCCAGGUCGACGGCUCGCUUUGGUAGACCAAGGCAAUCUAGGGCAAAGGGACUUGCCAGGGCUGUUCUGGAUACACUUCCAAUCGUGAGAUUUGGUGGGGCCAAGGAAGGGGGCGUCAAAUCGGAUGUUGAAUUACAAGAACCGGCAGCACACGCAUCGGAUGUGGAUGGAUUGGAGAGGUCGACAACCCAAGUUCUACCGUCCCAGGCUAUCCCGGCCGCAGGAACUCUUGCGGCGGUACCACGGUCCGAUGCACCGGCAUCCGCAGCAACAGCAACAACAGGCGAAGAGGAAGCGACUGGGGAAGUAGGAGUGGGGAUAGGGGCAGGAGAAUCCCAAGCAGAGCUUGAUGUUGACCAAGUGCGCUGUCCAGUUUGCCAGGAGGAUUUUGAACAAGGUCAAGACUUGCGUGUGCUGCCUUGCCGCCAUAGUUUCCACCCGGACUGUAUCGACCCAUGGCUCCUAAACGUAGCAGGCUCGUGUCCAUUGUGCCGCAUAGAUCUCCGCCCGGAUGACCAACGCCAGAGCUUCGAAACUCCCCCACCAGAACCAGACUCCCCACCCCAUAACCGGCAUUCCCAAGGCUCCAGAUCCACCCGCCACAUUGACAACGCACGACAAGGACAAACAGGAGAAGAACGCGUGGAAGCCCUCCGCCAGCUCCGUGAGGAGAGCGGGGCCAACGGAGGUAGGCACCGAGGUCUUACCCCGGAGCUUGGUCUAAGCCGGCUAAGACACUUCCUGGGAAGACGCAUGGUGUCAAAUCGUGGAUCUACUAUGGAGGGAGAUGCUCUUGCUAGGGGUGGUGAUUCGCCGCCUGGAGUCCCGGCUUCGGCUACGAUUCCGCCCGAAGGCGGCGCAGCAGCCGCGGGUGAUACGAGUAAUCCGAGUGAUGUGGGCGUGAGUGAGAGGAGGAAUUAGUGAUCUUGUCUUGCACAAGUGCAUUGCAUCGCGUCACAUUCGGAUUGGCCCUGUACCAGCCAUGCGAUGGCUAUUUUUAACCUGCACUUGAUGAUAUAUCUACACAACAAACGUCCUCCGUUGCUUCCUUUCUCUUCGUUUCUUCCAAGGCUCUCUCCCUGCUUUCUCUCUAAAUAACACCUUUUCUCAUUUGUCACUGUCGGCGCAAAAAUUCGGAUUGGUAUGGUAUUUGCUUUCAUUUUUCUUCUUUCUUCGCUCACAUAUCCAUUCAUUAUUGUACAGCCCCCAUCCCGAUACAUCCCCACCCCUCCCAGCACUGUAAUUUCCUCCUCCCUCCUUUCUUUGUAUUAUAACACCCGCAUCUUCCUUUUUUGGUUUUGCCUUCUUGUCUGGUUUGGUUCGGUCUGGUAUGGUCUGCAUGGGUCCACGGGUUUUGUCAGGUUUAGGGUUAUAACAUUAGUGAGGUUUUUUUUUUUGUUACCCGGGAUUUUUUAGUUCACCUCAUUUUAUUUUUAACGAUAAACUAUCUUACAAUACAAUGGGCUAUUUAUUUCA
Molecule: messenger RNA, 2256 nt
Organism: Tuber melanosporum (Perigord truffle)
Lineage: Eukaryota; Fungi; Ascomycota; Pezizomycetes; Pezizales; Tuberaceae
Exons: 3
Coding region: 1-1701 (566 amino acids)
Source: RefSeq, a predicted model, not a curated record